AGAUCAACGUUCUCGCAACUUUUGAGUUUUUUCUUUUCCACCCACCCACCCCCGCGGUUGCCCACCACGACAGGGAUCCUUGGGUUUGACCAAUUCAAUUACCCUUGUUUGCCACUUCGUGCGUAGUGCUACCGAGUAGAAAGAAAAACCCACAUCAUUUAAGUUUUUCUUUUUAGCUUUCUUUAGGCAGCAGUUUAAUCGCAAGUUGAUUUUAAGUUUGUUCAGGAGAGUUUUUCGUCAAGGAUGGCCUUGAUUCCGCGCGGACAGUGGGGGGUGAUGGAGCAACACCUCGCCAAUAGCCCCUUGCUGCAAGAAGGACCCGUCGCGGUCCGGAUCUUUCGCCAGACGGCGGACGGGACAGGUCCCAAUGCUAUGCCAGGUCGGCAUGUGCAGCGGUCGGUUGAUGCUUUUCGAUGGCACGACCAACACGACCGUGAUGUGGAGCAGCUGCGAACUGCCCUUCACGCAGGUGGAGUUUGUGGCCCCGGAGGUUCAGCAGCGCAUGGGCGAGCUGUACCAGAUCAUGAGAAAUCAGGGGGGACGAUUGCAAUCCCUCGAGCAGCAGCAGGGUAUGAACGCGAACGCUAUCACGUCCGCACUUUCAUCCCUGCAGGUGAACACCACCUCAGCCUUGGAAAGGCAUGCGUCGGCUGCGGCUUCGGCUGUUUCAGCGUCGCUGGCGUUCAGCGCAGGAAGGGACGCCGAUAUCGUCACGCAGUUACAGGCUGUGACGUCGCGGCUGGAGUUUGAGCGAAAGUUGGCUCUGCGUGAGCGUGAGAGAGUUGCUCAGGUUGAGCUCCGACUGAGUCGGAUGGUGCAGUCGGCGGGCAGGGACUCCCCUGAACUCCUCAGCCUGCGCAGUGAGGUGGCUCGUCUGGCGGAGACGGUGCGGACCUUGCAGGACGAGUUAUCCCGUGCUCGGGACGCCGCGGCGGCCGAUAGAUUGGCGCGCGACGUGGAAGUGGCGCGUCUGAAGGAACAGAGCGUGCACGCGGAGAAGCGCUUCGAGGAGCGCCUGAACGACGUCAAGGAGGCACAGAAACAGUAUCCAGAUCAGAUGGAUCGAAUUGAGCGCCUCCUCACCACCACCGCGACGGCGGGAUCCGACGAUGAAGGAGACGGCGCUACGACGCUUCAGUGGAGCAGGGAUGUCACCGCGCGCCUGGUCAAGGUGCAGGAGGCUGUGACACAGACAGACCAGAACCUUUCGACCUUAAAAGAUCAAUAUACGAAGUUUGCCUUUCAUUUUGGCACAAAGACGUCGAUUAUCGAACAAGACAUGAAGCUGCUCGAAAAACGGGUUCUGAACGACUUUGAUGAGAUGCGGCAGUUGCUGGCCAAGACUCAACCUGGGAAGACCCAUUUGUCGCGUCCUGCAGCUGCUGAGGACGGACUCCACUCGGUGCGGAUCACCCCGCCCUCUCCGAAGCACACGACGGCCGACGCGACGGAGAACAGUGAUGAAGAAGAUGUCUUUGACGUGACGGGCGUGCGUACGUGGCGCAGCGCGCUUGAGGGCCUCACGUGGACUGAGGUAGACAUUGCCCUCCGUAAGCUGUUCUUCGAUGGGCAGCUUAACGCCCCAACCGCCGAGGCGCAAGGGUGUUACUCCUCUCUUCUGGACUGGGUUCAGAGUGCCCAGCAGGUGCCCAGCCUGUUUGAGUAUCAGGCCGGGCAGGGUAAUGAUCACGUUUCGCGGCUGACGGUGGCGUUGAAGUCGAACGCAUUCCCGGAGCUGACGUACGCGAAACUGGCGACGGCCCGGCGGGACAGAGACACCGGCAUAGAUGCCCUGAUGGGUCUCAUCAAGACCAUUGCGCCCGCGAAGAAGAGCGGCGUGAAAAAGGGGAGGUGCUGCUUUAAUUGCGGAUCUUCGCAGCAUUUGGCAGCCCAGUGCCCGGCUAGGGGACCGCGUUCCUUUUCAGGUUCGCGGAAGGUUGCACGAGCGUACAGCGCAAAACGUUCUACACCGGCCGACACGUCAAAAAACCAGUCCAGGGGGACCAGGUGA
Messenger RNA from Leptomonas pyrrhocoris, 2011 nucleotides. RefSeq lists its product as hypothetical. Bases 368 to 2011 code for a protein of 547 amino acids. The transcript has a single exon. The record is from RefSeq and is a predicted model, not a curated record. Gene Ontology annotation, molecular function: zinc ion binding; nucleic acid binding. Lineage: Eukaryota; Euglenozoa; Kinetoplastea; Trypanosomatida; Trypanosomatidae.